Molecule: messenger RNA, 6484 nt
Organism: Apodemus sylvaticus (European woodmouse)
Lineage: Eukaryota; Metazoa; Chordata; Mammalia; Rodentia; Muridae
Gene: Kif24
Product: kinesin family member 24
Exons: 14
Coding region: 291-4340 (1349 amino acids)
Biological process (GO): microtubule-based movement
Molecular function (GO): microtubule binding; microtubule motor activity; ATP binding
Source: RefSeq, a predicted model, not a curated record
UGCAGGCGGGCGGGCGUCCGCGCGCGCGUUCGAACUGGCGCUUGGUGGCGUUGCCAUGGGGAUGUGGCCCGGCUGACACCUAAGUUGGGAGGACCGGACGCUCUGCUAUCCCUGCCUCAGGGCUUUCUCCUGACGGCACCAUUUCUUCGGUCCUCGGAGAAAACUGACCGAGGAGCGGCCCGAAAGGCCCCGAGGGUUUCACUAUGUAACUUUGGCUGGCCUGGAAUCCUUGAGAUCCAUGUCUUCUCCCUGGGUAGGUUUAAAGAGUUCAUAUAAACCUAGUCACGAAAAUGGCAUCCUGGUUAUAUGAGUGCCUUUGUGAAGCUGAGCUUGCACAGUAUUACCCUCAUUUUACUGCGCUUGGCCUUCAAAAAAUAGAUGAACUAGCCAAGGUUACAAUGAAGGACUACUCCAGACUGGGAGUCCAUGACAUGAAUGACCGCAAACGUCUCUUCCAACUUAUCAAAAUCAUUAAGAUUAUGCAGGAGGAAGAUAAAGCCCUCAGUAGCCCAGAGCAUCCUGUUCAGGCAAGCAGCCUGUACACCAAGCCUCGGGAAUUCAGAUCUGGGCCCCGAAGACAACUGCAUUUUGAUUCUCCUUCUGACAGCAAAGACAAAAUGGCCAGCAAUGAAACGGGCAGUUUUUCUGAUUUCUCUAUAGAUGAGCAGAAGUCCAUUUACCUGAAAGUGCUGGAACACGUGCUACCAGAUGAUUCCCAGUACCAGACAAAAAUAAGGGCCCCGGAGUCCUCUGCUGCUACUGCUUCCAUGCAAACAGAAACCAGCACUCUGCUCUUUUCAUCAAAUUACUUUUCCCCAAAACUGGGAAAUGGUGAUAUUCCUGUUAUUCAAAGAGUCUCUCAUGUUUCAGGGUAUAACUAUGGAAUCCCUCAUUCUUGUGUCAGGCAGAUCACCCCAGAGAAUCCUUGGACUGAAAUGGAGAAAAUCAGAGUUUGUGUUCGAAAACGGCCUUUAGGUGUAAGGGAAGUACGGCGUGGAGAAGUUAAUAUUAUUACUAUAGAAGAUAAAGAAACUCUGCUUGUACAUGAGAAAAAAGAAGCAGUUGACCUUACACAAUAUAUUCUUCAGCAUGUUUUUUAUUUUGAUGAAGUCUUUGGUGAGGCAUGCAGCAAUCAAGACGUAUACCUGAAGACUGCUCACCCACUCAUUCAGCAUAUUUUCAACGGAGGCAAUGCCACUUGCUUUGCAUAUGGACAAACAGGUGCGGGGAAAACCUAUACCAUGAUAGGAACUCAUCAAAACCCGGGAUUGUAUGCUCUGGCUGCCAAAGAUAUCUUCAGGCAGCUGAAAGUGUCCCAGGCAAGAAGGAAUCUCUUUGUGUGGAUCAGCUUCUAUGAGAUCUACUGUGGACAGCUGUACGACCUCCUAAAUGGAAGAAAACGGCUCUUCGCAAGAGAAGACAGCAAGCACGUGGUGCAGAUAGCUGGCCUCCGAGAGCUCCAAGUGGACAGUGUGGAGCUCCUCCUCCAGGUGAUCUUAAAGGGCAGCAAGGAGCGCAGCACGGGGGCCACUGGUGUCAACGCAGACUCCUCCCGCUCCCAUGCUGUCAUCCAAAUUCAGAUCAAAGAUGCAGCCAAGAGGACAUUUGGCAGGAUCUCUUUCAUUGACUUGGCCGGGAGCGAGAGAGCAGCAGAUGCCAGGGACUCAGACAGACAGACAAAGAUGGAAGGCGCGGAGAUCAACCAGAGUCUUCUGGCUCUCAAGGAAUGUAUCCGCGCCCUGGACCAGGAACACACCCACACACCUUUCAGGCAGAGCAAACUGACUCAGGUCCUGAAGGACUCUUUCAUUGGCAAUGCCAAAACUUGCAUGAUCGCCAACAUCUCCCCAAGCCACAUAGCCACAGAGCAUACAUUGAAUACCUUGCGCUACGCUGACCGGGUGAAGGAACUAAAGAAAGGCGUUAAGUGCUGUGCUUCAGCUGCCAGUCGGAAUCAGACAUCUGCAAACUCCUCUCCAAAACGAAUCCAGAGCUCCCCUGUCACCCUGCCCGGGGACAAGUGCUCCCCCAAAAAAGUGAAGCUGGGACUUCAGCAGUCACUUACUGUGGCCCCAGGCCCCACAAAAGUUAAAGCCUACCCUUUGGCCAGCCACACUCCCAACAUCCCCUUUGUCUCUGGACCUAAGACCCCUGGUAAAAAGAGUAGUUCCCGGGGGAGUCCUACUCCAGAGUGGGACAUGAAGGCUACCCCUUGCAGAGGAACCAUGAGAUCUAGCCAUUUGAUCAAAAAGGGAGCAGAGUCGGCACCAGUGUGCUCUGAGAAAAGUCAAAUUGGCAGCAAGACUGCUGUUGGGUGGGAGGGCAGGACCUCAGGCCCAAGAGAAGGUCUGCUGCGUGUCAGGCUGCCCACAAGAGGGAAGAAGGUGCAGCCAGUGCAGCCAGUACAGAAGCAGCUACUGUCCCGGGCUCUGCUCCUUGGUAACAGCCACCACUCAGAAGCCACUCAGGGCAGCAAGGUGGUUACACCUGCCAGGCUUGCUCCGGAAGCUUGGACAAACCCCAUUCUGCAGCAGAAGGAAAGGGAGGAACACUUGCGAUUUUACCACCAGCAGUUCCAGCAGCCACCGCUCCUCAAGCAGAAGCUAAAAUACCAACCACUGCAGAGGCUUUUAUGCCAGCACAAGCCCUCAGAAGGUCGGCUCCAGAAUGAGACAGUCUUUCCCCUCCAUUCUAAUCCUGAGAACCCCGAUGGAGCCCAGGCUGAGGACCUUGAUGACAGUGAUUUCAGCGAGGAUUCUUUCUCACAUGUCUCCAGUCAGCCGACCACAAAACCAAGGAACACCUUGGAAAGGAGUGAAAGCUCCUUCUUCCUUCAUCAGGACAGGGAACACAGCCCCGAGGAGCAGGCAGCAGAGAGGCAACAGUGUUUGCUUUUCAGCUCUGAGACGGAGGGUAGUAGGAAGGGGCCAGCUGACAGCUGGGUGUGUUCCAGAGACCCCGUCAUCAGCCACAGGAAAGGAGCACUCAGUCAAGGCCACGGCCCAAGUAUGGUGUGCCCAGACUGGAGCAAGGAGGAAGACUCUGGGUCCUCAGGACCUUCUCCUAAGGACAGCCAAACCCAGAAACCUUCACAGGUAGAUUUUAUGCAUCACCAAAAAAUGGGAGAAGCUCUAGCCUUUGAUAUCCGACUGGAGGCCUUUGGAAACGAAGUCCCUGAGCAAGCUGGGGGCAACUUGUCACCCCCAUCCCCGGGAAAUGGGCUGUCUUUCCCACUCUCUCACGUGGCUGUGUCUGGAUCCCCAGACCAAAGAGACAGAGUCUCCACACCAUUAAGAGAAGUCAGUGAAAACAGAGUGACUCAGACUCGUGGAACAGUGGACAGCGGUAUUCCUUUCCAAGAAGACUCUGGAGAGCAGAUACAUGUGUGUUCUGCAAAUGCUUCUGGACUCAUGGCACCCCUCACUAUGUCCCUCCUGGAGACCCCCAAUCACGAGGACCUUUCUUCCUUGGAGCAAACUGGCCCAGAUGGAGCUGGUUACGGUUUCAUGGCUGAGAUUAUAGGAGGGCCAGCAGCGGGACACACAGUAUCAUCUUAUGAUCAAGAGGCUGCCUUGCCAGUGGCUUCAGCAACUGAGUGCCUUUGGCUAUCUUCAUCUCCCCCUGACAAUCGGCCCAGUGGUGAUCUUCCAAUUCUGUCCCCAUCACCCAUCCAUCAGCAUUCACCUGACAGACUGCCCAACAGGGAGCCCUGCCAGAACAGAAGGCCAACACUCUUGCCCCAGAAUCAUGUGGGUGGCGAGACAUAUGGUGACAAUGCUGAAGAGACUGAACUGGGGGGUUCCUUGACAUUCCCAAGGAAGCCCUCCUCCAACAUACAUGCUGGUGUACCCUAUUCUACACCUUUCCUCACCUCAUGUACAGGAAGUAGUGACAGAGCAGGCUGUCCCUUGACCCAGGAGAGAAAAUAUCCUACAGGGGUUAGCUGGCAGGAGCUUGUUUCCUCCACAGAGUCCAGCAAGCCUCAUUACAACGAGGACAUCCCAUGGCUCAGGCGCAGGCCAAUCUCAAGGUGUUUAGACUCAGACUCUCCUGUGGUCCCCAGCUGUUCUCCAAAGGCCUUGGGGACACACUGUCCACCUACACCGGAGCAGGCACAGCAGGUGAUCAUCCGUGCACACCAACAACAGCUGGAUAAGAUGGCUGAGCUGGACUUCAAGGAGGAAACCUUAAUGAGCCAGAUGGAUUCUAAUGAUUUUGAAGAUUUUGUGACCCGUCUGGAUGAAAUCAUGGCUUUGAAGUCCAAGUGCAUCCAGAGUCUGAGGAGCCAGCUACAGCUCUUCCUCACCAGCCGCAGCCACAGGCCAGCCGCAGCCCCCUAGAGAACUGUGCUGUCUUAGAGGAAGUCUCACCCUGGGGUAGGAAGAGGCUCUGCCAGGGCCGUCCUGCAAACAGCCACUCCCUGUCCUGCCAUAGGGCCAACUACAGGGCCACCUGGCUGAAAAACUUCAUGUCCCCUUUUAUUUGGGGCUCAGAGUAGUCACUUUGGCAACCUGUAUCUGUAGGAACAUUCAGUCUAAUAACUUUGUAGAUGUUCCUAAGUUUGAGGAUGAGACCAGCGUGUUUAAUGUUAACUUGGACAACGGAGGUCAGAGGUUAGGGCGCACCAGCUGAGCCGACAGCCUUAUUGCUAACAGUACCUUUCUGUCGUCAGAGGUUACAGCACCAAUACCAGCCAGACAGGCAGGGAACCCCUUCCUAGCAGAGAGUGGAGAUUUAGUUUUGGAAAUUAUAAAAUGAACAACUCUUGGUAUCUUCCUUGAGGCCUGCGGUACGCUCUGUUUACAGUCCCUUUCCUGCAGUCCAGCUCUGACAGUGCCAACAGCAGCACGCUGUUCUCAUUAAUUUUUUUUGCUAAAACAGCAGGCCCAUGGACAGCAGCUACCAGCCCUCACAGUUCUUGUGGCAGAUCGUAGCUCCUGUCUAUGACUCCUCAAUCCCAAUGCCUCGGAAUGAUUAGACAGGCUGGAGAAUCUCAGGCAAGUCCGUUUCUAGGCUUGAAUCUUCCAGGGCACCCAGGCCAGCAACACUCAAGGGCCUUCUGACACAGCAACAAACACACAACUCUUCAAAUGAGUUCUUGUAUUACUGUGUGUGCAGGUCAGAUGCUAUCAGGUGUUCUCAAUCACUCUCUACUUUAUUUUUGAAACAUGUGUCUCACUGUUGACCUACCCAGACUGAUUAACAAGCCCCAAGGGUCCUUCUUGUCUCUCCCUUCCCCACUCACAGACCACUGCUCCAGGUUUUGCGACAGGAUCUCUCUAUGCAGUCCUGGAGUUCUCUAUGUACAUUAACUCACAGAAAUCCUCCUGCCUCCCAAGUGCUAGGAUUAAAGAUUUAGUGUACAGUAUUACAACCAGCAACUCCAGGCUUUCUACACAGUUGAGAUCUAACCUCAGUCCUUAUGAUUGUACCACAAGCAUGUUACUGACAGAACCAUCUUCCCAUCUCCCGUAUGGCCUUUUUAACAGAACCUCAAGGGAAACAAAGAGCCUCCAAGAGUCCGUUAGUUUCAUAAGUCUCCCGAACUAAUCUGAGAUUCAUGUGUCACAGCCCUGAAGCCAUUACCACAUAAAUUUAAGAACGCUAUGGUUUUAGGAUGCUAUAUCUAAAAAGCCAACAUAAGCCAGGUGUGACGUUGUUCAUGUGUAAACCCAGCAUCUGGGAUGCUGAGGCAGAAUGAGGACUCUAAAGUCAAAGACAUCCUAGAUAAUGAGAUCUGGCCCUCAUUUAAAGGGCCAAAGGCUAACUCAAAAGAGCUGAAAGGGCUGGGCAGUGGCAUACACCUUUAAUCCCAGCACUUGGGAGGCAGAGGCAGGCGGAUUUCUGAGUUUGAGGCCAGUCUGGUCUACAGAGUGAGUUCCAGGACAGCCAGGGCUACACAGAGAAACCCUGCUUCAAAACAAACAAACAAACAAACAACAAUAAAAGAGCUGAAAGGGUCAACAGUUUGCCAGCCACUGGCAGUGCUUGAACUGACCACCAGAUGGCAGCCUGGUCCUAGCUUAAGGCUGUAUAGCCUCUCACAUCAGAGACCAUUCCCAACCAAAAACACCAAAGGGACUAGAAACUAGGGAUGGACUGUCACCACAGGAGCCCCACUGCAAGCAAGGGAGCACUUUAAUUUGCCUGUGUGGCUGGUAGUAUUCACAAGCAAAGGGACUUGUCAUCUUUUAAAGGACACCUGGAAACCUGUAUGUCCCUUCUCCACUUUGGCAAGAAAGCAUAUACCGUUGUUCCACAGACUACACCAGGUUUAAAGGGAUCUUUGGGUCUGUAUUUGUAAACCAAAAAACCAGAUGAGACAGGAUGGCCAGCUUCUGGGUCCCAUAGGUGGGAAAAGGAUACUGGAAUGAAAGGGAAAACUGGGCUCUGUUCCAGGCCAGAAAUGACUGUGCAACCUGUCUACCCACUGUCCUGAGUCAAACUAUUCAUUUCUCAAAAUAAAGAGGUUAAGGCAGCAUGA